UAUCACUCUUACGAUAUAUAUAUACACCUGAAACCUGAUACCUGACUGAAAUGCCGAGGAACGAAACAAAUUAAAUUAAACUAUUCUCUCUCUCUCUCUCUCUCGCUCGCUCGCUCGCUCGCUCGAUUAAGAGCCUGACGAUUCCAGUUGCAUUUCUCUGCGUUCUACGCGCGAUCGCUUCCGCCAUUAUUUGUCCUCAUUUUCCGUUUUUCGGGCCUGAUUUUGAGGUCCUCUCGGACUCGCCGUUGCAGAAUUUUCUAACAGGGUACUUGCAACACAUUGCAUUAGCAAAGAAGCCAAAACCAUCUAAACAGAGCCAACAAAGAUAAGUUUAUAAGAAGACAGAAAAGAAAGAUGGGUUUCUGGACACUUUUCCAAGUGGCUUCCAUGCCAGUAUUGCAGGUUCUCCUCAUUAGUAUUCUGGGGGCUUUCAUGGCAACCAACUACUGUAAUCUACUCAAUGCAGAUGCUCGGCGACACAUGAACAAGAUAGUGUUCAUCACCUUCACUCCAUCUCUCAUGUUUGCAUGUCUAGCUAAGACUGUCACAUUCCAAGACAUUAUUUCAUGGUGGUUUAUGCCAGUUAACAUUGGGCUAACCUUCUUAAUUGGAGGAAUUCUUGGAUGGAUUCUUGUAAAAAUACUGAAACCUGAGCCAUAUCUAGAAGGCUUGGUCAUUGCUACAUGUUCAGCAGGAAACUUGGGAAACCUUCUGUUGAUAGUCGUCCCUGCAAUAUGCAACGAAGAUGGUAGCCCAUUUGGUGAUCAUAAUGUGUGCGGCUCUGUUGGGCUGUCCUAUGCAUCUAUGUCUAUGGCGCUUGGAGGUUUCUUCAUCUGGUCAUACACUUACCAUCUUAUACGAACUUCGGGAAUAAAGUACAGAGCACUUCAAGCAGCUCAGUCAAUUCCGAAGGUACCAAACACAGAUCCAGAUGCCACUGGUGAAACCCACCUUCUCAAAACAGAUGAUCAAGAAAAAGCUGUAGUAGUACUAGUCCCACCAGCGAAGCCCGUUGAUGAGGAUACGGAGAAUAAAGUUGUUAUAGCAAUUGAGAGAGCAGGAGAAGGAAAGAUGGCACUCUGGGGAAAAGUAGAAGAGACUCUUCACCAGAUUCUGGAAGAGUUAAUGACACCUCCCACCAUUGCCGCAAUCUUGGGAUUCAUCUUCGGAGCAACGCCUUGGUUGAAGAAUCUUCUUAUCGGCGAAAGUGCUCCUCUGAGAGUAAUCCAGGACUCGAUCAAACUACUAGGGGAUGGCACAAUACCAUGCAUUACCCUGAUACUCGGGGGCAACCUCACCCAAGGUUUGCGCUCGGCAAGGCUAAAGCCGCUGGUCAUCCUUGGUGUCAUUUUUGUGCGGUAUGUGAUUCUCCCAACCAUCGGUAUCGGAGUAGUUAUAGCAGCUGGUAAACUUGGCUUGCUCCCCUCAGACCCACUGUUCGGAUACGUGCUAAUGGUUCAAUUUACUCUGCCACCAGCCAUGAAUAUCGGUACAAUGACACAGCUGUUUGAUGUGGGUCAAGAAGAAUGCUCAGUCCUUUACCUGUGGACCUACUUGGUUGCAGCACUCGCCCUUACAGUUUGGUCCACCGUCUACAUGUGGAUCCUGACUUGAAAAGCCGUCUAGGGUUCUUCUCUUCCAUCAAUUAAAUAUAUCCAUAUAAUAUUUUUCUAUAUUUAUACUUCUUUUUUUCUUGUUGCACUUUCUUUAUUUUUAUUUUUUUAUUAUUGUUGUCCAUUCCAGUCAUUGGAAAGUUGGCUAAGAGUUUUGUAUGCAUACUUAGUAGUGUUACCUUCAAUAUUUUUUUUAUUACAAGCAUCUGAAAUUCGGUUUGAAACAA
Nelumbo nucifera (sacred lotus) is the source of this 1840-nucleotide messenger RNA. RefSeq names its product protein PIN-LIKES 7-like. Lineage: Eukaryota; Viridiplantae; Streptophyta; Magnoliopsida; Proteales; Nelumbonaceae. Gene Ontology annotation, biological process: endoplasmic reticulum to cytosol auxin transport. The record is from RefSeq and is a predicted model, not a curated record. Gene Ontology annotation, cellular component: membrane.